CCGAAUGCUGUGGAUGGCAGCAGAUUCACCCUCCAAACAGGCGAGAGCAAACUGCUCCUAAUCUGCAAAAACAAUUUUAGACUCAGGCAUUUGAACAGUUAAGGUUCCUCAAGAAAGAGAAUUAUGAAAAGCACAAUCACAGCUGCCAUAUGCCUGGUCUUCCUGGCCCCUCUCAGCACUAAAGGAAUGAGUGUGCGGGGAAUAGGGGUGGAUCUGCAGUGUCGUUGUAUCGAGACGGAGAGCCGACGAAUGGCGAAACUCAUCCAGAGUGUGGAGCUCUUCCCUCCCAGUGCCCACUGCAAGGACACGGAGAUCAUUGCCACUCUGAAAGGGACUGGUCAGCAGAUCUGUCUGGACACCACCGCUCCCUGGGUCAAAAAGGUCAUAGAGAAAAUCCUGGCCAACAAAACAGCCUGAUCCUGGAAGAUUUGAAAUCUGGAGUGUGAUGUAAGAUGUAUUUCAUGCAUGCAGUGUGAUAUACACACAGAAGUGUAUGUCAGGGACACACUUUUAACCAUAUGUGCACACAGGCAUGGGCCCCUCAUCUGUAUAAACAAAUAGGACAGCCUUCUAUGUAUAUGCAUUUUCAUAAUAAAUAACAAAUAAAAUAAUGGAAUAAUUAUCUGUUAUAUACAUCCAGGUACUCACAUGCACAAAAUUGCAUGCAUGUAUAAUUUUGUGCGCGCACACAUGUUCCUAUGGAUGGCAUGAGAAAUAUGAUCCUAAAACUUAUGGACACAGUUGCAAGUUCCCACAUUAAAUGUGCAACUUUUGUGUCAGUGUGACACUUUUGUUGAAAAAUGUUAUGAACUCUUGAAAUUUGCAUUCUAGGAUAAAUACAGUAAUUGUUUCAUUAAAUGAAAUUCAACCAAA
Anguilla anguilla (European eel) is the source of this 873-nucleotide messenger RNA. Its product is annotated as permeability factor 2-like. Bases 124 to 417 code for a protein of 97 amino acids. Gene Ontology annotation, biological process: chemokine-mediated signaling pathway; neutrophil chemotaxis; cellular response to lipopolysaccharide. The transcript has 4 exons. Gene Ontology annotation, cellular component: extracellular region. The record is from RefSeq and is a predicted model, not a curated record. Lineage: Eukaryota; Metazoa; Chordata; Actinopteri; Anguilliformes; Anguillidae. Gene Ontology annotation, molecular function: CXCR chemokine receptor binding; chemokine activity.